AUGUAUAAAGUCACGGGACCUUGUAGUGAUAGUAGCCUUAAUAUCAAGAUCAACAGUUGCUCGCUCUUGAAGCUGCCAACUGCAUCAUCGCCCCCUGAUAUGACUUCUGACACGCUUCACCCACCAGCCAUGAUUCCAACCAUUAAACAAGUUCUCAACCCUUUCAUCCCAGGAACCGCGGUCUUCAAGCUGCCGGGACUGCGUAAUAGGACCAGAGACGCCUCAACGAGGAAUAGCACGCAGGCCCCGCACGCAGCCCCGCGUGUGGUGACGAUUGAGGACCUAGAUCACCUGUUUCCCACCCUGGAGGACUACCAGCGCAGACGACGUCGUAAGGAGAAAGAACCCGGCCGCCCUCUCGUCGAAGAUCAUUACGAGCAUCCUGCGUUGGAAUACUACGAGAACCUACGCUUCCCCGAACAGGCCGUCACCCACGCUGGGCCUACUGACUACAAGAUGGAUCUCAACAAGGAAGACUCCGUUGCUGAAAAAGAGAGCGACCAGAAGUCGGUCUCUGAGUGGUCUAUGCUUUCGAUGACCAAGGAGAAAACCGGUGACUCUAAGACCGCGAGCGACGACAAGCACAACUCCAAGAAGCAUGGGCAGCCUAGUGACGGCAGCAAGAAGAAGCAGGCCAUGUCUAACGAGAAUGAGAGCAACAUGUCUCUGGAGUCCGCGGUCUUGGUCAACGCCCUGGGCAACCAGAGCACCGACAGCCUCGCCGCUAGUAUUGGGACUCAGAGCAGUGCGAGUUUCGGUGAUACAUCUGGUGAUAUCGGCGAUGACGAUGUCCCUGUCUACAUGCGCCUGGACUUCUGGGAUCGUGGCACUAUCAUUGAGGAGACCGAGGAGCAGCUCGUCUCACACAUCGAGAAAGAAGUCGUCCUGAGCGUGAGGGACGACGCAUCUUUCUUGGGCAAUUCCAAGGCCUCUCCCAAUCUUAGUGCCACGAACGUUGUUCCCAGCGAGCGGUCUGAAGAGUCACGCUUGAGCGGUUCCAUGGCCUCUCCUAAUCUUGGUGCCGCGAACCUUGGGUCCGCCGAGCAGUCUAAAGAGUCGCGCUUGAGCGGUUCUAUGGCCACUCUCAGUUUUGGUGCUUCGAUCAUUGUGCCCAGUGCGCAGUCUGAAGGGGCACGUUUGAGCUCUUCCACUGCCUCUCUCGGUCUUGAUUCCUGGAACAUUGUAUCCGACGUGCAAUCUAAAGGGUCACGCUUGAGCUUUACCGCCGGCUCUCUUACUCCGGAUUCAACAACUCCCCUUUUACGCAAGGAGCCCGUGGAGAAGACUCAGUCCGCUGACCAGUCUGAAGGGUCACGCUCAAGCUUCACCUUUAUCUCUCUUACUCCCAAUUCAUCGACCCCCCUUUUGUGCAAGGAGCCCGCGGAGAAGCCUCAGUCCACUGGCCAGUCUGAAGCGUCCCGCAUGAGCUUCACCCUUGUCUCUCUCUCUCCAAAUUCAUCGACCCCCGUUUUGCGCGAGGAGAAGCACCCAGAGGAGCCCCAGUCCGCCGGCCACUCUUCCGUGAAUCUUCCUGGAAGCAGUGCCACCGCUUCCAUACACGGCCAGAACCAGAGCAAAGGCGAAGACACGGGUGAAGACAAGGGUGAAGACAAGGGCGACGACAAAGGCGACGACGCUGAGGGCGACGCCGAAAAGCCCAAGGCGACCCCACCCGUGGCACGCAAGCCUUACAAGGACCCGACUCUCUGGGUGCGCGGCUUUACCGGCACUCUUCUCAAAGGCGCCGCGCCUGGAAAACCCGCAAGACCCGACGACAGCCGCUCCUGGGAUUGUAAGAUCCUGUGGUGCAUCGAGUGUCGCGGGCCGUGCCCCAUCUGCGGGAAGCCCUGCUGCGUCCGCUGGGGUUGCGAUGAGUACCUGCACCAGCCCAUCGCGGAUCGCCAGUGGUUGAAGUCGCGUCGCUGCUUCAUGGUCAACACCCUGCUGGACCGUUACGGGAACCUGACCAGGGACCACUCGACCUACACGGUGUGCACCGAGCCCGGCGGUUGCGGACGUUAUGUCUGCUCCAACUGCUGCGGUAUCUGUUCCACUCCGAUGUGUCGCGACAUCCAGUGCAAGGACUGCAAGCCCAACCCUUGGGGCCCCUGUGACUGGCAUGAGGCAUGA
Messenger RNA from Aspergillus japonicus CBS 114.51, 2130 nucleotides. RefSeq lists its product as uncharacterized. Bases 1 to 2130 code for a protein of 709 amino acids. The record is from RefSeq and is a predicted model, not a curated record. Lineage: Eukaryota; Fungi; Ascomycota; Eurotiomycetes; Eurotiales; Aspergillaceae. The transcript is spliced from 6 exons.